AUGAAUGUUAUUCACUGGAGCAGUGACAAUGUGAUCGCUGUUGCACUCACCUACGCUUUGUAUCUGUGGAAUGCAUCGACCGGUGAAAUUACUUUUUAUAAGACAAAAGUAUGUAUGUAUGUGUAUAUGUGUGUGUAUGUGUGCAUGUAUGUGUGUAUUUAUGUAUGUAUGUAUGUAUAUGUGUAUGUAUGUAUAUAUGUGUGUAUAUAUAUAUAUGUGUAG
Messenger RNA from Gongylonema pulchrum, 222 nucleotides. Lineage: Eukaryota; Metazoa; Nematoda; Chromadorea; Rhabditida; Gongylonematidae. The record is from the annotation of a GenBank genome assembly.